Molecule: messenger RNA, 5115 nt
Organism: Lampris incognitus (smalleye Pacific opah)
Lineage: Eukaryota; Metazoa; Chordata; Actinopteri; Lampriformes; Lampridae
Product: vitellogenin-2-like
Exons: 34
Coding region: 1-5115 (1704 amino acids)
Biological process (GO): lipid transport
Molecular function (GO): lipid carrier activity
Source: RefSeq, a predicted model, not a curated record
AUGAGGUUGGUUGUACUCGGCUUGACCAUAGCCCUCGUGGCGGGUCAUCAGGUUAACUUAGCUCCCGAGUUUGCCACAGAUAAGACCUACAUUUACAAAUAUGAAGCGGUGGUUCUGGGCGGCCUGCCAGAGGAGGGCCUGGCCAGGGCCGGAGUGAAGAUCACCAGCAAAGUUUUCAUCAGUGCAGUCGAUCCAAACACCUUCCUGAUAAAGCUGGUGGAACCAGAGCUCUUUGAAUACAGCGGAAUCUGGCCCAAAGACCUGUUCACCCCGGCCAUCAAACUCACCACGGCACUGGCCGCUCAGCUCCAGACACCGGUCAGGUUUGAGUAUGCCAACGGCGUGGUGGGUAAGGUGUUUGCUCCUGACGGUGUGUCUGCCACUGUGCUGAACAUCUUCCGAGGGAUCCUCAACAUCUUACAGCUCAACAUCAAGAAGACACAGCGGGUCUACGAGCUGCAAGAGGCUGGAGCUCAGGGUGUGUGCAAGACCAACUACAUCAUCAGCGAGGACACAAAGGAGGACCGCCUCCGUCUGACCAAGACCAAAGAUUUGAACCACUGCCAGGACAGAAUCAUUAAGGAAAUCGGUCUGGUGUAUACAGAGUCAUGCGUUGAGUGCCAGGCUAAAGGAAAGACCCUGACAGGAACCUCUGCUUACAACUACAUCCUGAAGCCAACCACCACAGGUGCUCUGAUCUUGGAGGCCACUGCAACCGAGUUGAUCCAGUUCUCCCCUCUGAACAUCAUGAACGGUGCCGCCCAGAUGGAAGCUAAGCAAGUCCUGACCUUGCUCAACAUUGAGAAGAUCCCAGUGGCACCCAUCAGGGCACAAUACAUCGAGCGUGGAUCCCUGCAGUAUGAGUUUGCCUCUGAACUUCUCCAAACGCCCAUCCAGCUUCUUAGGAUCAGCAACACAGAGGCUCAGAUUGUUGAGAUUCUGAACCACCUGGUGGCCUACAAUGUGGAUAAGGUUCAUGAGGACGCACCCCUCAAGUUUAUUGAACUUAUCCAGCUUCUUCGUGUGGCCAGAUUGGAGACUAUUGAAUCUCUCUGGGCUACAGUCAGUGUCAAACCAGAAUACAGACACUGGUUGCUGGAUGCAGUCCCCGCCAUUGGAACGCAUGUUGCUCUGAAGUUCAUCAAGGAGAAGUUCAUUGCUGAUGACAUCACUUCUGCCGAAGCUGCUCAUGCCCUGAUUGCGUCUGUGCAAAUGGUGACGGCCGACCGGGAGGCCAUCAAACUUGUUGAGGGCCUGGCUUUCAACCACAAGGUUCAGGCAAACCCAAUUCUGCGCAAGAUUGUCCUGCUGGGUUAUGGUACCAUGGUCGCCAAAUACUGUGCUGAGAAUCCAACGUGCCCAGCGGAGCUUGUGAGGCCCAUUCAUGAGCAGGUAGUUAAGGCUGCUGCUAAGGCUGAACAUGAAGAUCUUAUAGUUCUUCUCAAAGUUCUGGGUAACGCCGGCCACCCUGCCAGCCUUAAGCCAAUCAUGAAGCUUCUGCCUGGGUUUGGUACUGCUGCCGCGGCUUUGCCACUGAGAGUUCAUAUUGAUGCCAUCUUGGCCCUCAGGAAUAUUGCAAAGAAGGAACCCAAGACGGUCCAAGAUGUGGCUCUUCAGGUGUUCAUGGACAAGGCUCUGCACGCAGAAAUCCGUAUGGUUGCCGCCAUUGUGCUGUUUGAGACCAAACUCCCCACGGGGCUUGUCACCACACUCGCUGAUGCAGUUUUGAAUGAAGCAAAUUUGCAGGUUGCAAGCUUUGUCUAUUCCUACAUGAAGGCCAUGACCAAGAACACUGCCCCUGACUUGGCAACAGUUGCUGCGGCCUGUGAUGUUGCCGUGAAAAUCCUGAGCCCCAAAUAUGAAAGACUCAGCUAUCGCUACAGCAAGACGUUCUAUCUUGACACCUAUCACAGCCCCUGGAUGGUGGGAGCUGCCGGCACUGCUUUCUACAUCAACGAUGCAGCAACCGUUUUGCCAAGAACCAUUGUGGCCAAAGCCCGAACAUACCUAGCUGGGGCUUACGCGGAUGUUUUGGAGUUUGGUGUAAGAACAGAGGGAAUCCAAGAGGCUCUUAUGAAAAUACCCAAGGCUCCAGAAAACGCUGACAGGAUGACCAAAAUAAAGGAGAUUAUAAAAGCUCUCUCUGACUGGAGGGCCCACCCUACAAGUCAGCCACUGGGAUCUGUGUAUGUGAAAUUCUUCGGACAGGAAAUAGCAUUUGCCAGUGUUGACAAAGCCAUAGUUGAUCAGAUUAUUGAGUUUGCCUCAGGCCCUAGGGUUCGUGCUUAUGGAAGGCAGGUCUUGGAAGGUCUGCUGUCCGGUUUUAAAUUCCAUCAUGCCCGACCUAUGCUGGCUGCUGAGGUGCGCCGCAUCUUCCCCACUGCUGUUGGUCUGCCGAUGGAGCUCAGCUUCUACUCCGCCACUGUGGCUGCUGCAGCCAUCAACAUCCAUGCCACUGUGACCCCACCCCUGCCUGAGAACUUCCAUGUUACCCAGCUCCUUAAAUCGGAUAUUGAGCUGAGGGCUGCAGUUGCCCCAAGCCUUUCCAUGCACACCUAUGCUGUUAUGGGAGUGAAUACCGCCUUGAUUCAGGCUGCCCUGAUAUCCAGAGUAAGAGUCCAUGCUAUUGUGCCUGGAAAGCUGGAAGCAAGGAUUGACAUGAUUAAGGACAACUUCAAGAUUCAGGUUUUACCUGUUGAGGGUGUGGAUAAAAUUGUAUCUGCACUUGUUGAGACUCUUGCCAUUGCAAGAAAUGUUGAAGAUCUUGCAGCUGCAAAAGUUACACCAAUUAUCCCAGCUCAGAAGGCUCCGCAGCUGUCAAGGGAGGUCCUCACAUCUACACUCUCUUCUAAGAUUGUGUCUUCUCUGGCUGGUGGCUUGUCAAAGUCAUCCGAAAUCCUUCCUGUUGAUUUGCCCAACAAAAUCAUCAAGAAGAUGAAAAUCAUCAAGGGCCUCUUUGAGCGGAAAAUGUGCGCUCAAUCUGAAACCUUUGGAAUCAAAGCGUGCACUGAGAUCGAAUCUCAGAAUGCUGCCUUCAUCAAAGACUGUCCACUCUACGCCAUGAUAGGGAAACAUGCACUCAUUGUUGGGGUCUCUCCAGCUGCUGGACCAGUUGUUGAAAAGAUUGAAAUUGAGGUUCAGCUUGGAGACAAGGCAGCAGAGAAGAUCAUCAAAGUGAUCAGGGUGAGUGAAGAAGAGGAAAUUCCAGAAGAAAAGAACGUCCUGCUGAAGCUGAAAAAAAUCCUUGUUCCUGGUUUGAAGAAUGGCACUACAUCCUCAUCCAGUUCUAGCAGUUCUCGUUCCAGCAGUUCCAGCUCUAAGCUCAGUUCAGCCUCCUCUUCUUCUCGCUCGUCCAAACGUUCCUCUAGCUCUUCUUCCCGCCGCAAGAGCCAGGCGGUCGAUGCUGGCAUUCCACUCGGCAAGCAAUCGAAGAGAAUCAGCAGCAGCAGCUCCAGCAGCCGAUCAAGCCUUCAUUCCCACAGCUCCUCUAGCUCACGCUCUAGCAGUGCUUCAAGCAGUGUUUCCAGCAGACGCUCUGCUAGCUCUAGCUCUUCAAGCUCUAGCUCUCGCAUCUCAAAGCAGGAAGUCCGUGAAAUGAAGUUUUCCAAGUACCACAAACACCUGCACGCUGUUUCCAAAACAAGAGACUCCACCUGGAGUAGUGCUUCCAGCUUUGAGGCCAUCUACAAUAAGGCUAAAUACCUUGCAAAUGCCAUUACUCCUGCUGUCACAAUCCUCAUCCGUGCUGUGAGAGCUGACCAAAAGCUUCAGGGAUACCAGAUUACAGCCUACUACGACAAAGCCACCUCCCGAGUGCAGAUAAUCUUUGCCAAUCUUGUAGAAGAUGACAACUGGAGAAUCUGUGCUGAUGGUGUGAUGCUAAGCUACCAAAAACUCAUGGCAAAGAUUGCUUGGGGCAUUGAAUGCAAACAAUAUGAGACAGAAAUCAUUGCUGAAACUGGUCACGUGGCCCAUGAUCCUGCAUUCCGUGUGAAACUGACUUGGGACAAGCUUCCAAGCAGCAUGAAGCACUACGCAAAGAUACUGUCUGAGUACAUUCAAAGCCUUGCUGAUAUGGGUGGUGCUAGCCUAGCAAAGGUCAAGAACGCCCGCAACCAAGUCAUACUGUCUAUGAUCAUUGCUUCUGAGAGAAGCAUGAACAUUGUGCUGAAGACACCAAAGAGGACCAUGUACAAAUUGGGUGUGGGUCUUCCUUUGUAUCUGCCCAUUGGAGAUACCGCUGCCGAGUUGGAAGCCUAUCAGGACAAUCUAGCCGACAAGAUCUACUAUGUGCUCACCAAGGCUCAUGCAGCGGAGUGCACCAUGGUCAGAGACACGCUAACUACAUUUAACAAACGAAAAUACACGAAUGAGAUGCCGCACUCGUGCUACCAGGUUUUGGCUCAGGAUUGUACUGAAGAACUCAAAUUCAUAGUUCUGCUGAAGAGGGAUCACACUGAGCAAAACCAACUCAACGUGAAAAUCGCCAACAUCGAUAUCGACCUUUACCCCAGGGCCAACGACAUUUUUGCAAAGGUUAACGGAAUUGAAAUCCCCAUCAGUCGUCUCCCAUAUCAGCAUCCUACAGACAAAAUCCAGAUCAAACAGAGAGGCGAGGGAAUCGCCCUCCACGCUCCAAGCCAUGGUCUUCAAGAGAUCUACCUUGACAGAAACACAUUUAAGGUGAAAGUUGCAGACUGGAUGAAGGGACAGACCUGUGGACUCUGUGGGAAGGCUGAUGGAGAAGUCAGGCAGGAGUAUAGUAUCCCGAACGGACGCCUGACCAAGAGCUCCGUCAGCUACGCUCAUUCCUGGGUGCUGCCUUCCCAGAGCUGCCGUGACACCUCCGAAUGCUACAUGAAACUUGAGUCGGUGAAGCUGGAGAAACAGAUAGUGUUCCACGGUGAGGAAUCCAAGUGCUACUCUGUUGAACCGGUGCUACGCUGCCUGCCCGGCUGCAUGCCUCUGAGAACCACACCAGUCACCAUCGGCUUCCACUGCCUGCCAGCCAGCUCCAACCUGAAUCAACUGAGCAAUAUCUAUGAGAAGAGUGUUGACCUGAGAGAAACCACCGAGGCUCACAUGGCCUGCCGCUGCAGCCCUCACUGUGCUUAA